This is a messenger RNA of Seminavis robusta, 336 nucleotides long. NCBI's taxonomy places the organism in Eukaryota, Bacillariophyta, Bacillariophyceae, Naviculales, Naviculaceae. The record is from the annotation of a GenBank genome assembly.
AUGGACAUGAAGACGGGCACCAUUCAGUUUCCUCCCGAUGUCACGUCGAUGAUUAUUGACAUUGGAGCUCGUCAAUCGGAUUACUUGGGGACACUGGAAAAUAGUCCCGAAGAAUCCUCCAUUGCUCUCAUCCUAAUCGACCCCUUGCCCGAAUCCAUUGUCCCCUUACAACAGCGGGCCGCCAACUAUGCCAUGCAAAACAGUCCUGGUAAAAAGCGAUCUCCCAAAGAUCCACUCGACGACCAGAAACGCGAUCGCGUCUUUGCCAUUCACGCCUCCAUGGGUCCAAACGAAGGAACUGCCGAAUUCCAAAAAGCCGUGGGAGGGGCGUGUUGA